AUGUUACGGCUCCGGACCCUCUCAAAGACCCCCCCACCUCAGCUUGCAUCCCACUACAUCCUCAAACGACCAAGGUACGUCCACCGAGGCUCUGGUCGGAACUUUCAGUACACUCUACACAACAACACCAAUACAAACAUCCGCUCCUUCUGGUCCACUUGGCCCCGCCCCCCUCCUCGCACUGCCCGUCCACUCAAUCCUGUCAAUCACAGUGUACUAUCCCCUCUGUUCAAAGCAACCCUCUAUACUCCACUCACCUGUCUGAAAUUCUGUCUGUUGAACACCAGAUCCCUCUGUAAUAAAGCUCUGUUGAUCGCUGACUUCAUUGUUGACCGCAAACUAGACAUUCUCUGCCUCACUGAAACCUGGCAACAACCAAAUGACUUCUCCCAUCUCAAUGAGGCUGUCCCACCGGGUUUUUCUUUUAUUAGUAAACCCCGUGCUACUGGGAGGGGGGGUGGCCUUGCUCUCCUGCACCGGGAUCACAUCAAAGCCACUGCUGUCACAGUCCCCCAUCACUCCUCUUUUGAAUGUCUAGCUGUAAAACUCACAGGCCCUAAACCCACUAUCAUUGUCACCAUCUACAGACCACCAAAACCCUCUGCUGUUUUCCUCAAUGAAUUCUCAUCACUACUAACAUCUGUAUGUGCAAUGUCCCCCACUGUUAUCCUCCUCGGCGAUUUCAACAUCCACAUUGACAACCCAUCCAAUAUCUUUGCUAAGGACUUCACAUCACUUCUGGACUGUCUUGGUAUCACACAACAUGUCAACCUCCCAACCCAUAACAAAGGCCACAUACUGGAUUUAAUCUGCUGUACUGACAUCACUCCCACCAACCUUGAUGUCACUGAUUUCCCCAUUUCUGACCACAAAGCUGUACUUUUUGACAUUCGCACCCAAUUACACAAAGCCAAGGAACAACGGACCAUCUCCUUCAGAAACAUCAAACACAUCGUCACCACCGAUCUCUCCACCCUGAUCAGCUCCUACCCCAGCCCUCCCCCAGCAUCCUCCCUGACUGACCUGGUGACUCACUACAACAACUGCCUCUCCUCUUCCCUCACCGCCCUGGCUCCUUUGAAAACCCGCUCAGUCUCAUUCACGCACACUGCUCCCUGGUUCACCCCUGAGCUCCGCCAGCUCAAAGCCACUGGCCGUCGACUGGAGCGACUUUACAAAAAAAACUGGACUCACUGUAACAAUAGAGUCCUAUUUUCAACAGUCAGCCACUUACUUCAGCCUCCUAAAACCCUCCCUCCAGAAAUCUCUACCGACCAGUGCACUGCCUUCUUGGACUUCUUCACCUCUAAAAUCAACACCAUUCACCAACAACUGGCCUCAUCUUGCACCCCCUCAAACGACCCACCCUGGAUGACCACCACCGGCCAACCUCACAUCAGCCCCCUCUCUGACUUCACCCCAGUAUCAGAGCACACCAUCGUGGAACUCAUCCACAAAGCCAAAACCACCACCUGCCAGCUCGAUCCUCUUCCCACCUCCCUUGUCAAAGCAUGUCUGCCGUCCAUUUCCCCAAUGAUCACCAACAUAAUUAAUUCCUCCCUCACUACUGGUACUGUACCCCCCAUUCUCAAACUGGCUGCCAUCACACCCAUCCUGAAAAAACCCGGUGCUGACCCAGCUGACCUUAACCACUAUCGACCCAUCUCCAACCUCCCCUUCAUCUCUAAAACACUUGAAAGGGUGGUCGCCGCACAACUACAGUCCCACCUCGAUACAAACAAUCUUCAUGAACCCUUCCAAUCCGGCUUCCGUCCAAAACACAGCACUGAAACAGCCCUAGUCAAAAUCACCAACGACCUCCUCCGUGCAGCCGACUCUGGAUUACUCACCAUUCUCAUUCUCCUCGACCUCAGUGCAGCAUUUGACACCAUCUCCCACCCCCUGCUCCUGGACCGCCUGGCUGGCAUUGGGAUCACUGGUGCUGCACUCUCCUGGUUCACAUCAUACCUCACUGACCGUCAACAAUUUGUGCAAUUAAGGAACCACAAGUCUGGGUGUCUGGGUGUCUCACUGGGUGUCCCCCAGGGGUCAGUCUUGGGUCCACUUCUCUUCACCAUUUACCUCCUCCCCCUGGGCACAAUCCUCCGUCACCAUGGGGUCCAUUUUCACUGCUAUGCCGACGACACACAGGUCUACAUCUCCUCCAAACCCACCGCUGCCAUCCCUCCCACCUCACUCACCACCUGCCUUGAAGACAUCCGGAGCUGGAUGAGCAGGAACUUCCUCAAACUUAACGGCAAUAAAACCGAGGCCCUGCUCAUCGGCUCCAAAUCCACCCUCACCAAAUCACAACGUACCCCAGCUCCACCCAUCAUCGUCGACGGAUUCCCUGUACCCUUCUCCUCCCAAGUUAAGAGCCUCGGCGUCAUUCUGGACAACACCCUCUCAUUUGCACCCCAUAUUCAAAACAUCACCCGGACUGCAUUCUUCCACCUCCGCAACAUCUCCAGACUCCGCCCAUCACUGACCCAAUCCAGCACUGAAAUCCUGGUCCACUCAUUUGUCACAUCACGCAUCGACUACUGCAAUGCCCUCCUCACUGGACUCCCCACCAAACUCAUCAACAGACUGCAAAUAAUUCAGAACUCGGCCGCCCGGAUCAUUACCCGUACCAAAUCAGCUGACCACAUCACCCCUGUUCUCAUUCAACUCCACUGGCUCCCCGUACAAUACCGCAUCCAAUACAAGAACCUCCUCCUCACCUACAAAGCUCUCCACAACCUAGCCCCCACUUACCUCUGCGACCUCCUUCAAGAAUACACUCCCUCCCGCUCCCUCCGCUCAUCCUCUGCUGGACUACUAAUCACCCCCACAUCACGCCUCAGUACCAUGGGUGCCCGAUCCUUCAGCUGCUCAGCACCCAGACUCUGGAACUCCCUCCCCCCACACAUAAGACAGUCUGACACCAUUACAACCUUCAAGUCACAACUCAAAACUCACCUGUUCAAACUGGCAUACACUCUAUAACUGGACACUAAUUCACUUGCUUUUAUCGUAUUGUCUUGUUUUUACCAUGUCGUGAUGUUUUUACCAUGUUGUCUUGUUUUUAAAGAUGUUUAUGAUUUUAGACUUUGUAAGGUGACCUUGGGUGACAUGAAAGGCGCCU
Molecule: messenger RNA, 3127 nt
Organism: Centropristis striata (black sea bass)
Lineage: Eukaryota; Metazoa; Chordata; Actinopteri; Perciformes; Serranidae
Exons: 2
Coding region: 1-2988 (995 amino acids)
Molecular function (GO): catalytic activity
Source: RefSeq, a predicted model, not a curated record